Molecule: messenger RNA, 3407 nt
Organism: Corvus hawaiiensis (hawaiian crow)
Lineage: Eukaryota; Metazoa; Chordata; Aves; Passeriformes; Corvidae
Gene: SENP1
Product: SUMO specific peptidase 1
Exons: 16
Coding region: 504-2204 (566 amino acids)
Biological process (GO): protein desumoylation
Cellular component (GO): nucleus
Molecular function (GO): deSUMOylase activity
Source: RefSeq, a predicted model, not a curated record
GGGUGACCCCACACACAGGGUGACCCCCUGUAGGGUCACACCCCCGUCCACGGUGACCCCUCCUCUCUGCGCGGCCACCAUGGACCUCCUCCCCGCUAGGGGGCACUCUCUUCUCCCCGAAACGCUCUUCUUCCUCCCCUGGUCUCUGCUCCACUUCCGGCGGCGCCUCACCCCCGCCGCUCAUUUCCGCUUCCGGCGUCUCUUUUUCGCUGCCGCCGCCGAGGCCGGGAAAACCGCGCGCGCUCGGGACGCUUCCGGUCCCACUUCCGCUUCCGGUGGGGCAGCCGGGGCCGGCUGAGGGGAGCGAAGCGGCGGCGGCGGCUCCGGGACCUGGACCGAGCCCGGGGCCGGCUGAGGGCAGCGGCGGCGGCUCCGGGGCCUGAACGGCUCCCGGACCCUGCUCCUCUCCCUCCCGUUGCCCUCCCGCCGGACCCCGCCGCCGCCGGGCCUUUCCCGGUGCCCAUUGCCGCCGGUCGUGCCGGUGCCCGGAGGCGAAGCCCCCGAUGAGGAUGGAGGCCCGGGAGGCGGUGCGGGCCCGGCCCGGCCCGGCCUUCCCGAGCAAGUUUUUCCCCCCCAAACUCAGCAGCUUCUCCUGCCCAGCUGGGAACUCCUCCUGCUCUCUCAGCUACGCCCCAGAAACUCCUGGUGAGAGAUUCCCGGGAGCCAACGGGCAGUGGAGGAGCUCCAAGCCCCGGGGGAGCCGAGCCUCCUUCCUGGAAACCCGGAAAACUUCCAGCGGGAAUUCCGGCACUUUUGUGGGAAAAUCCGCCCUCCAUGGAGCUUCUUUUCCCCUCAAGCCGGCCCCGAGCCCCUCCUGGAGCCGCCGCAGCCCCAAGAAGGCCCCGCGGCGCUUCCUGAGCGCAGCCGAGGAGACGGUGCGGGAAGAGGAGCGGGAGAUUUACCGGCAGCUGCUGCAGAUGGUGACCGGCAAGAGAUUCUCCAGCUCCAAACCCUCCCCCCUGCUCCCCUUCCACCUCUCCCGCUGUCCCCGUUCCGGCCCCUCCUUGCCCCAGGAGGCUCCCAGGGAUGAUCCCGAGGCGCUGGAAAUUCCCAAAAUUUCAGGUCCACUCCCACGUCCCCCAGAGCCACCCCGGAAUUCCCAAAAUCCCCCCCUGGGCCCCUCUCCAGGGUAUCCCGGGGGGUUCCAGCCCCAAAAUUCCACAGUCCAAGAGCAGCAGGAGGAGCAGGCGGCAUCCAGUGCACACACUGAAGGGUCGGAUUCCGUCAUUUUGCUCAAGGUCAAGGAUUCCAGGACUCCAGCCCCGAGCCUCCCCUUUUUCCAGGCUGAGCUAUGGAUCAAAGAGCUGACCAGCGUCUACGAUUCCCGAGCCAGGGAGAGGUGGAGGCAAAUCGAGGAGCAGAAAGCUCUGGCCCUGCAGCUCCAGAGCCAGCGCCUCCAGGAGCGGCAGCGCUCGGGGCAGGAGCUGGUGGAGCUGCAGCUGCGGGUGCCCCUGGAGAAGGAGAUCCCGGUGACGGCGGCGCCGCAGGGGCCCGAGCGCGGCCGGGAGCCCGAGGGCGACGAGGAAUUCCCGGAGAUCACCGAGGAAAUGGAGAAGGAAAUCAAGAGCCUUUUCCGAGGAGGGAACCAGGACGAGGUGCUGAGCGAGGCUUUCCGGCUCACCAUCACCAGGAAGGACAUCCAGACCCUCAACAACCUCAACUGGCUCAACGAUGAGAUCAUCAAUUUCUACAUGAAUUUGCUGAUGGAGAGGAGCAAGGAGAAGGAUUUGCCUGCAGUCCACGCCUUCAACACCUUUUUCUUCACCAAAUUAAAGACUGCAGGGUACCAGGCUGUGAAAAGAUGGACAAAAAAAGUGGAUAUCUUCUCCGUGGAUCUUCUCCUGGUGCCCAUCCACCUGGGAGUGCACUGGUGCCUGGCCGUGGUGGACUUCAGGAAAAAAACCAUCACCUACUACGAUUCCAUGGGGGGGAUCAACAGCGAGGCCUGCAGGAUCCUGCUGCAGUACCUGAAACAGGAAAGUUUGGAUAAGAAAAGGAAGGAAUUCGACACCAAUGGAUGGGCCCUGCUAAGCAAGAAGAGCCAGGAGAUCCCGCAGCAGAUGAACGGCAGCGACUGCGGGAUGUUCGCCUGCCGCUACGCCGAGUGCAUCUCCAAGGACAAACCCAUCAACUUCACCCAGCAACACAUGCCCUACUUCCGGAAGAGGAUGGCCUGGGAAAUCCUGCACAGGAAGCUCCUCUGAUGCUGGAAAAAUCCUGAAAUUCCACGGAUUUGGAUCAGAAAAAUCCCGGGAUUCUCCUCGGGACGCAGCCAAGGAACUCCGGGUCCUGCUCUUCCCAAAAAAACCCCCUGGGUUUGGGGGGAAUAGAAAAGUUUGGAAGCACAGUUGGGAUUUUUUGGAGGUUUUUUCCCUCUUUUUUGCGAUUCCAGGAUGGAUUUUCCCACCUUUCUGGCUGCUGGGAUGGGGGAGAUUUGGGAAUUUUGGGCUUUUUGGAGCUAGAUUUUUGGGAAAAGGGAGGCGCUUCCGUGGAUUUGGGUUGGGAAAAUCCGGAUUUGGGAAAAGCGAGGGAAGGCUUUGGUUCUGAAGGGAACUUCUGGAAAUCAUUCCCAUUUUUUUCCACCUCAUUCCCAAAGUUUGGGGAUUUUAUCCAUGGGAAAACCUGGAUUGGGAACCCUGGGAAUAAGUCCUGCUUAAAUCCCAUUUUUUCCCAAUUUUUCUUCCCAAAUUCCCUCUUUUCAGCACAGUUUUUUUCUGGGAUGAAGCUCCGGAAUGCUGGAAUUCCUCCGGAUUUAUUCCCAAAUUUCGCAUUUCCGAGGGAUAAACCCCAAAACCUGAGCAAAAUCCUGGAUUUUUGGGGAAUUUUUGAGAAUUUUCGCCUCCCUUUGGAGCUGCUUCAUGCCCGCAGCUCCCGUUGCUUUUUCCAGCUGCUUUUCCCACUUUUUCCUGGAAAAAAACCUUCCCAAAUCCCAGGAACUGCAGCAACGACAGGAAAAGCUCCAAAAUCCUGGGAAUUCCUUCAAUUUUUCCCCAAAAAACCAGGAUUUAUCUGGGGAGCUUUUCCAAAAAAAAAAAAAAGGGAUUUUGAGGCCUUUCCCUGGAUUAAUUUAUUCCUGAUUUUUUUUUUGGAGCUUCCCAAGCCUCUGGAUCUGCUGUUCCUGGUGGAAAAGAAGAUUUUUAAGAAGAAAAGUGGGAAAAAAUCCCAAAUUUUUGUAUUUUCCCUCUCCCAUGGGAGCAGGGAAUUUUUUCUAUUUUUCCCAAGCUGGGAGCCGAAGUUUUGUACUGAAUUCCCAAAUUUUUGGAGCCCUUUUUCCUGGUUUUUCCUGGCCCUUUGUGUCCCUUUGUCUCAAACCAGGACAGAUCCUAAAUUCCCGCCCGUUUUAUACCGGAUUCGUUUCCUACUUUUUUUAUCUUUUAUUGGAAUUAAAGCUCUGGGAAAAAAACCUA